Molecule: messenger RNA, 252 nt
Organism: Cryphonectria parasitica EP155
Lineage: Eukaryota; Fungi; Ascomycota; Sordariomycetes; Diaporthales; Cryphonectriaceae
Exons: 1
Coding region: 1-252 (83 amino acids)
Source: RefSeq, a predicted model, not a curated record
AUGGCUCAAGGCGCGAUCAAACAGAAAGCGAAGCCCGCACCGAUCUCGCGGACCAAGCAGAACAAGGGCUCGAAGGUCAAGAAACAAAAGUCAUCCAAGGCCGACAAGCUGCAGAAGAAGUACACGUCGGGAAUGGUUGCACAGACAGAAAAGCUUUUAGGCGAGCGCGCCGGGCACCUCGAACUGAUCGGCAAGGGAAAGAAGGCCAAAAAGGACGAGAAACACAAGGGCGGCACGAGGAAGUUUGGCUGA